UAUAAAAUAUCCGUAGUUAAUUCAUGGCAAUGUCUGCAAAGGUUCUGUUUCUCAUGUUGUAAUUUGUCAAGGAAUAUCUUGAACAGGUGACCGUCCAUUUAUCUACUUCAGUCAUGGGGAAUGAGGUACAGAGAGCAGCGGAGGCAGCAGCUGCUGCGGCAGGCUUAGAUGCUUCAGACCUUGGCGGUGAGAUGGACUUUGAAAAACUGAUGCAACUUCUGGGUCAAGAGAACAGUGGCCAACAGUUCGCAGAUUCAUCAGACUCAGAUGGCGAGGAAGACAAAGAUGAAAAGAAGAAGAAGAAGAAGAAAAAAAAAGCUGACAUUGGAAUAAGCGAUGAUGACCUCUACAGACAGCUGAAGGACAAUGCAGCACAAGGGCAGACCACAGGGGCUGAGGCUUUAAUUAUGUGUGCUGUGAUGGGACGCAGUGCGUUGAUAGCUAGGCUUCUCAAUGAAAAUCUCAGUGUCAAUGCUCAGGACAGGGAAGGCCGAACAGCUCUGAUGAUGGCAUGUGCAGUGGGCAACGAGAAUUCUGUACAGCUGCUGUUAGAGCGUAGGGCAAACACUAACUUGGUGGACAAUCAUGGGAACCCUGCCCUUCUUGUGGCUCUUGUUGCCAAACAAGAAAAUCUGGCACGAGAACUAAUUGACCAUGGAGCCGAAAUCAAUGUGAAAAACAAUAACCAUGACACCCCUCUGCAUGUUGCUUCUGGGAAAGGCUUGAAUGAUAUUGUCAAACUGUUGAUUAAAAAGGGAGCGGAUGUUAAUGCAAAAGACCUCAGACAAUGGACACCGCUGAUGCAAUGUAGCCAGCACAAUCUGUACGACACUGUUCAGAUCCUUGUCGAUGCAGGGGCCAAUGUUGAUGAGACUCAGGUAUCAGGUGGAAGUGCCUUAGAGAUCAGUGCUCACAACGGCCACGUGGAAAAUGUGAAGAUCCUCCUGAAGGCAAAUGCAGAUAUCAAUCAUGCUAGUAAACCAGGGUGGACACCUCUAGCUUCUGCUGCUGGUCAAGGACAUUCACAGGUGGUGAGCAAGCUCAUUAAAUACGGCGUUGAGCUGAAUCCAACAGACAAGCAGGGAAGGACUCCGCUUUUCCAGGCUGCGUUACAGAGUCACAGGAACGUUGCUGAAAUUUUAUUGAAAGCAGGAGCUCACCCAGACAUCACUGACAACAAGGGAAGCACGCCGCUGAUGUGUGCUUGUCAGGAAGGUAACAUUGGGAUCGUAGAGAUUCUACUAGACCAUAGUGCUGAUGUCCUGCUGACUGACUAUGAAGGAUUGACCGCACUGUACAUGGCAGUACAAGGCAAGCACAGACAGAUUGUGAGAACGCUGCUGUCUCAACACGACUGGCCAUUCCCUGGGAUAAACUUGAGGGUGAAAAAAGGCACAUCUCUUCUACUCCGAGCUGUAACCAGCGGAAACCGUGAUGUCACAAGGAUGAUAAUUGAGGCCGGUGCUGAUGUCAAUCAAACCGAUGAUGACGGCAAAACCCCUCUGUUGGUGAGCAGUCACCAAGGUUACCUUGAAGAUGUACGGAUGCUUCUAAAUGCUGGGGCCAGGCCGAAUGAAUGCGAUGAUGAUGGUGACUCACCCCUAAUGAUGGCUGCCUUGAAAGGUCAUCUGGAAAUUGUUAGAUUGCUGUUGAGUUAUGAAGCCUCUGUGCAUUUAUCCAACACAAAUGGAAGGACAGCUCUCAUGAACGCUGCCUACAAUGGACAUGAAGAUGUGGUAGAGUUACUGUGUGAGUGUAAGCCUGACCUUAACGCUGUAGAACAUAACGGAUGGAACGCUCUCAUGUUGGCAACUCAGUUCGGACACUCAAAAGUGGUGAGAUACUUGCUAAGUAAGGAUGUCCCCUGUGACAUGCGCACUAAGAAUGGCUUAACUGCUCUUGGCAUAAGUGCAGGCAAUGGGAAGUUUGACUGCGUCCUGGCUCUUGUUGACAAAAAUGCCGAUGUUGAUGCUAUGGAUGAGAAUGGCAGCACACCUCUUAUUUUGGCAUCUGGAAAAGGUCACUGUCGUGUCGUGGAACUUCUUCUGAAUAACCAUGCAAAUGUUGAUGCAUCCAACAGUAAAGGGCAUACCGCCCUUCUUCUUGCGGCACACAAAGGGUUUGACAACGUUGUUCAGUUCCUUCUGAACAAAGGUGUCAAAGUAAAUGUGGCUGACUGUGAUGGGGAUUAUCCAAUCCACACUGCUGCUUUGAAUGGACAUCUUACAAUUGCCAAAGCUCUCAUUGAAGCAGGUGCCCGAAUUGACGUAGUAGAUAAAAAACAGCGAACUCCACUGAUGAAUGCUGCUCACAAGGGGGACCACGAGUUGGUGAGUUUACUGAUCAGCAAAGGCGCUAGUGUACACCAGCCAGGAGCGGAUGGCUGGACCCCGCUCAUGCUGUGCACUCAAUAUGGACACAAAGACUGCAUGCGGGUCCUGAUUGACAACGGAGCUGAUAUUGAAUCUGUUGAUAAAGCUGGAAAUACUGCUCUGAUCAUUUGCUCUGCCAAUGGCCACAAAAAAGCUGUUUGUAUGCUAUUGGAGCAUAAUGCCAACCUCAAUGCCCAGAACAAUAAAGGCCAGACUGCUUUGAUGGUGAGUACAAACAAUGAUCAUUUAGAGAUUGUUCAGUUUCUCCUAAACCAUACGUCUAAAGUUGAAGGCCAGGAUGUAAAAGCAAAUCUGGAACUGCAUGAAUAUGAAAGACUUGACACUGCGCUUAUCAUCGCCGCUCGUCGAGAGAGAACCUCCAUAUUGAAAGUUUUGCUGGACCAAGGAGCAGAUGUCAAUACACAGAACAGACACAACAGUACAGCCCUCAAUAUCAGCUCUCAGUAUGGCUACAAGAACAUUGUUGAAGACCUGUUGGAAAGAAAUGCUGAUGUGAAUUUGACUGAUUCAGAUGGGGAUACACCCCUCUUGAGCUGCUGUCUAAAUCCAGGGAAUCACUUGGUUGUCAAGUCACUUUUGACCAAAGGAGCUGACGUACAUGUCGUCAACGGAAACAAUGAAAGUGCUCUAUUUUUGAGUGCCAAAAAUGGCUGUCGUCGGAUUGUUGAGCUAUUGUUGAGCCAUGCAAAGUAUGAGCCCCAUCAGCUUGAGCAGGCCAUCAAUGCUGCCAGAAACAAAGGUCAUCAAGCAAUUGUGGAAAUGCUGAAGAAUGAAUCGGAGUCUAUCACAGCUAAAACCACACCUGCCGGGGAUACAGGUGCAGAAGAUGAUGCCCCGAGCAGUCCGCCUUGUGAUAAAGGUGCAACUGCUGAGGACAAAGACAAUGAGGAUGGUGUACUAGAUGACGGGAAAGAUGAAAGCUGGAGAUCUGAAGCUCCAAAUCUUUUCAAACUUGAUGUGCAUUACUCUUCUAGUGAAGCAAGCCAAGAAAAUGUGGUUGAAGUCUUAAAUACUGCUAUCAGCGCACUAGAACACCAGCAGUCACCCAGGAGCAGAAAAUCUAGUAUGUCAUCACACCGAUCCAAUGAUGGUCGAUUCAGAAGAAGGCCAAGCCACGGUCCUUCAUCCCAGUACAGUGAAGCUAACGCCAAUGAGUCACGAAUUCUACUCAACGUCAACGUCUACAAAUACAACAUUGCUCAAGCAGAGUCUGUGGUCACUGGAAGUAAUUCCAGAAUCAUAAAGGCAGCGCAUUCUGAACAUGUGAACAAGGGUCAUAAGCCAAAAUAGUUGUAAAGCGGAGCAUUAUCUAGGGGUUUGUUGCAGGCACAGCUUUAAGCUUUGUCAGGUUUGUUCUUUUCUGUUAAAAACCUCUGGUGUAGGCCUAAGUGUGACUUGAAUUUGUACAGAAACAGAAAAGUACCUUUGAAUGUCAUUAUAUGAAGUAAGACAUGUAUUGUAAUAUUAUUCAAGAACACAAUGUACGUUGAUGGUUUUCUUUCCUCUCUGCUGAGUACCCUGAUGGAGGACCAACUGUUUUUUUCCUUGAGAUGUCCUACAUUUUGUUUAGUUUCUGCGGCGAGUUGUGGCGUUCGUUCGUGAACAUUUAUUUCAAGUUGUUUGCUAUUCUUUCAUUUACUUAACUCUCUCACCAUGUCAACUACAUUGUGUCUAGUAGGGUGUUACACAAAACAAUCAGAGGAAGUAAUUUUGAAUAUUUUUCACCAUCAUUGUUGAUUAUUAACGAAAAAAUGUGCAUGUGAGAUGCUGUUAAGAAUUUAAUCUUAAUGGAUCUUUGCAUAAGUUCUUUGCAGUUUCAUUUUAGGGAAGUUCGGAAAGUAAGAAGCGCUUCGUCAUUUUUUAUCAUGAUUUUUUUUUUUACCUCUUUAUGUUGGCCAAAUAAUACCAAACAUUUUUGGCAAAACAAUUCAUUCUGAGAGUUUUAAUCAAUGUCUUCUCUAAACGUUUUGCUUAGCUUUUGUUUGAUGCUUUUGCUCUUUUUAAAAUACACUAUGUGUGCUGUGAAUCUACUCAAUUUAGAAGGAAUUGAGAUAUAUAAUAAUUUGAUGAUUUCUUGGUUCUUAUGUUUGAUAACAAAACUAAUUGGUAUUUAUUUAUGCUAUUCUUUUUCAAAUAUAUGUACAAUAUCAUUUGUUUCCAUUAUUCUUCAGUCUGGUAGCGGUGAAAGAGGGAAAUCUGGGAAAAAUCGGGUAUAAAAAUAGCUAUGUCCCAAAUAUUUUUAAAAAAAUUGAUGUGUUAGUUUAAACUCAUGUUUUUCUUAAUAAAUAAUUGGUAUGACUCCUAUUUUAGAAGACCUUUUGUAAAACUUAAUGACUGGAAAUAACUGCACCGUGGUUUUUGUUGUGUGGAUAGCAAAGACUUGGAUCAGCAUUUCAACUGACUUUAUUUAACGCUUUUUAACCGAUAGUCUAUACAUUGAUUUUUAAAGAGAAAUUAUUUACUCUUGAUUUAUUUUUCUUCUGCUUAUAUUGCCACUUAUUUUGAAUAAUAGAAACUAGAAUUCUUUUAACUGGGAUUGUUCUGUUGGACUGCUAUAAAAUGCACCCUGGUGUUGCAACUUUUCCUUUCUUUUUAAUCUUAUUAAGCACUUCAUAUCAUGCUACUGUUUCAAUCUAAACAUAAUAUCUUUAUUUUCGUUGUUACGUGCAUUAAAGUCUAUUCGUAAUGUGCAAUCUUUUUUAUGGCUGCAAGGCAUAUUACAUUGUAAAGCAACCUGUGAUUUCUACUGUUUGUUUACAGAAUUGUAUAAGUCUACGUGAAGCGAUUAGAUGUGAUGUGAUGGAACAUUAGUGAGCCCUUAUGGCCAACUACAGAUUUAAAUGGACAGCUGGUGUUAUUUUUGGACGUCUAUCUUUCUUGUCUUUCAACAACCGGAUGUCUUGCUGACGAAAACAGCAGCCCACGGAGCAACGCCAAAAUACCAGUUCUAUCAUUUUUCAGUUCACCACUGACCAGGACCGUCGACUUAAUGGAAAAGAAAGGAAGGAAUAAGCAAAA
Aplysia californica (California sea hare) is the source of this 5411-nucleotide messenger RNA. RefSeq names its product ankyrin repeat and KH domain-containing protein 1. Bases 114 to 3683 code for a protein of 1189 amino acids. The transcript is spliced from 6 exons. The record is from RefSeq and is a predicted model, not a curated record. Gene Ontology annotation, molecular function: protein binding. Lineage: Eukaryota; Metazoa; Mollusca; Gastropoda; Aplysiida; Aplysiidae.